This is a messenger RNA of Carica papaya (papaya), 2475 nucleotides long. The record is from RefSeq and is a predicted model, not a curated record. Lineage: Eukaryota; Viridiplantae; Streptophyta; Magnoliopsida; Brassicales; Caricaceae.
CGUGUAAAGAGUGAGCCUGGGUGACAAUGGUGUCUUUAUUUACACAACUUUGACUCAUAUCAAAUAUUGCCUCCCCAGUGGAGAUAGUGGGAUUAUUAGAACCCUUGAUGUCCCAAUAUAUAUAACAAAAGUUUCUGGGAAUACUAUCUUUUGCUUGGAACGUGAUGGGAAAAACAAAGUCAUUGCUAUUGAUGCUACAGAAUAUAUAUUCAAGCUAUCUUUAUUCAGGAAGAGAUAUGAUCAUGUUAUGAGCUUGAUUAGGAGUUCACAGCUUUGUGGACAAGCAAUGAUUGCUUAUUUGCAACAAAAAGGGUUCCCUGAAGUUGCUCUCCAUUUUGUGAAGGAUGAAAAAACACGUUUCAAUUUGGCAUUGGCAAGUGGAAACAUUGAAAUUGCAGUUGCGUCGGCUAAGGUUAUUGAUGAGAAAGAUCACUGGUACAGAUUGGGGGUGGAGGCUCUUCGCCAAGGAAAUGCAGCAAUUGUAGAAUAUGCCUACCAGAGGACAAAAAAUUUUGAGAGGUUAUCUUUCCUUUAUCUCAUUACUGGAAACAUGGAUAAGUUAUCCAAGAUGCUGAAAAUUGCUGAAGUUAAGAAUGACGUAAUGGGUCAGUUCCACAAUGCUCUGUAUUUGGGUGAUGUCCAAGAGCGUAUAAAAAUCUUAGAGAAUGUUGGCCACUUACCUCUUGCUUACAUCACAGCUUCAGUCCACGGGUUACGGGAUGUUGCUGAACGGUUAGCUGCUGAAUUGGGGGAUAACAUUCCUUCAUUACCUGAGGGAAAAGCACCCUGUCUAUUGGUCCCCCCAACACCUGUUAUGUGUGGUGGUGAUUGGCCGCUUUUGAGAGUCAUGAAAGGCAUUUUUGAAGGUGGGUUGGAUAAUGUUGGCAGGGGUGCAAUUGAUGACGAGGAGGCUGGCGAUGGGGAUUGGGUUGAGGAACUUGAAAUGGUGAAUGUUGAUGGCUUGCAGAAUGGCGAUGUUUCUGAAAUUUUGUUGGAUGGGGAAGUACCAGAAGAAGAUGAAGAAGAAGCUGGGUGGGAUGUUGAGGAUUUGGAUCUUCCUCCUGAAGCUGACACCCCAAGGGCUUCUGUUACUGCCCGAUCUUCAGUUUUUGUUGCACCAACUACAGGCAUGGCAGUAAGUCAGAUAUGGACCCAGAGGUCAUCUCUUGCUGCUGAACAUGCUGCUGCUGGAAAUUUUGACACUGCAAUGCGGUUGCUAAGCAGGCAACUUGGAAUACGAAACUUUGCUCCUUUAAAAUCUAUGUUUCUUGAUCUUCACACUGGUAGCCACACCCAUUUACGUGCAUUUUCUUCUGCUCCCAUAUUAUCGUUAGCUGUUGAAUGGGGUUGGAAUGAAUCUGCUAGCCCUAAUGUAAGAGGCCCACCGGCACUGGUGUACAAUUUCUCUCGGUUGGAAGAGAAGCUUAAGGCUAGCUAUAAUGCUACUAAAUUUGGAAAAUUCAGUGAUGCUCUUCGUCUUUUCCUAAGCAUUCUUCAUACGAUUCCCCUUAUUGUUGUUGAAUCAAGGAGGGAAGUAGAUGAAGUGAAGGAGUUGAUUAUUAUAGUCAAGGAGUAUGUUCUUGGUCUGCAAAUGGAGCUUAAGAGGAGGGAACUGAAAGACAAUCCUACACGGCAGCAGGAACUUGCUGCCUACUUCACUAACUGCAAUCUUCAAAUGCCUCACUUGAGGCUUGCCUUGCAAAAUGCGAUGACUGUCUGCUACAAGGCUAAGAAUUUUGCCACAGCUGCUCACUUUGCCAGACGUUUAUUGGAGACAAAUCCCACGAUUGAGAACCAAGCCAAGACAGCCAGACAAGUACUUCAGGCUGCAGAAAGGAAUAUGACUGAUUCUUCUCAACUUAACUAUGAUUUUAGAAACCCGUUUGUGAUAUGUGGGGCUACAUAUGUUCCAAUUUAUCGUGGACAGAAGGAUGUAUCAUGCCCAUACUGCAGUUCCAGAUUUGUGCCUAGCCAGGAAGGAAAGCUCUGUACUGUUUGUGAUCUUGCUUUAGUUGGUGCAGAUGCUUCGGGUUUGCUCUGUUCCCCUUCCCAGAUUCGAUGAGUUAUUUGCUGAUCAAGAGCAUUCUUCUACCAUUUUCAGACUAUCCUUUUGUCAGAUGAAGCGUUCAUGUUAAAUUGAUUCAUAUCUGCCGGUAAAAGGUAAGAAAUACAACAGAAGAGUUACACUCCUUAGGAUUGCAAUUGGUUUCUUUGCCUUAUUCCUUGAUUGUCCAUGUAGUUUAUGAUUUUUAUUGUAAUAAGCAUUUUGAGAAUUUUGACUGGGGCUAUUUCAGCACACUCCAGAAUGGUCAAAAGACCACUGUUAAAUUAGAUAAUGGUUAUAGGCAGGACGAAUCACAUAUUAAUGUACACAGAUGCCGAUCAGCAAAAUUUGCUUAUUUUUUGAUCCUUCGGAUUUUUUGGUUUGCAGGGACAGUAAUAUGUGAUUCUAAUUCAAUGCACUAUUUUUGUCAA